Molecule: messenger RNA, 3934 nt
Organism: Hyla sarda
Lineage: Eukaryota; Metazoa; Chordata; Amphibia; Anura; Hylidae
Gene: IL17RA
Product: interleukin 17 receptor A
Molecular function (GO): interleukin-17 receptor activity
Source: RefSeq, a predicted model, not a curated record
AUGGCAUUAGACACAAGUCCCAGCUCCUGGGCCUGCGUCAUAGAAAAGGAGGAGGCGCAGGUUGUACAUGUACGCCCUAUGUCCUUAAGAGGUGACUGUAUGGACUUGAGCUGGAUCCAGCCCUACAAGUGGACGCCCACCGCCCCCUCUCACCUGGAGGUCACAGCGGGGAUCGGACUGAAUGAAGAGGGGCAUCGUGUGCCCGUGUUACAGAUCAACUGGACAGUGAGCAUAGACUCCAGUAUACUGAAUCUACAAGGUGCGGAGAUCUCGGUGUUGGAGCUCGGCUCAAAUCGUAUACGUUGCGUUCAGUUCCAGUUCGGUAACCAGUUCCCCAGACAGCGCGAUCAGAACAACCAGCCAUGGAAGUUCUUCUACAAUAGGUUUGAGGUGAAUCCUGGUAAUGAAUAUCAGAUUAGUGUCCAGCAUCUGCCGAAACAGGAAGAUGUAAACCGCAGAGAAUUAGAAUUCACCGUGCCGGGAUGUAAUGAGGAGGACAUGACGCGGACUGACACCUGCUGUAAUCAUGGACAAUGCUGGAACCAUAAUAUCACCCUGGAACGUAUUGAGGACAACUUGACUGUGACAUUUAUUCCUCAACUGGACGCCCAGAGUUACGGUGUACAAGUCAAUGUCAGGCACAAGACGAGCCCCUUAUUCUUUGAGAAGAUCGACCUUUCUCAGGGGACGGGCACUGAGCGCAGGACGGUUGUCUUCCACGACCCCAUGCAACAUAACGAAUGCUGGUAUAACGUCACGGUUUGGCCCUAUAUGCCGUCUUGUAACAAUGACUGCGUGCGGCAGUGGUACGCUCCAAAAUGUCCUCCGUCUCCCUCUCCUCCUCCGCCAGAUCUGUCCAGACAGGUGAAGAUGUGGCCGAUUGCGGCCGCUGCGAUGAUAAUGGCCUUUGCCAUCACUGUAAUCCUCUUGUGCCUUCAAGCUUGUAUCAUCCAGUCAGACCCUAAACUUCCAAUUCACCCGCGCCCCUUCAAGCCCCAGUUGGUGCAACAGAAGGUGUGGCUGGUGUACUCUGCCGACCACAAACAUUACGUGGAUGUUGUCAUUAGGCUGGCAGAUUUCCUGCGGGCGUCAUGGGGCUUAGAAGUUGUGCUGGAUCUACACCAUAGCCUGGACAUUAGUAAAAAAGGUCCCAUGGACUGGCUGGUCUAUCAAAAAGAGCAAAUCGAUGAGACGAAUGGGAUCAUUCUUAUUCUGUGUUCCAAAGGGGCACAAGCAAAGUGGAGGGCCAAGCAGAUGGGCCAGGAAGCACAGUCAGCGUCGGGUGAUGACAUUGGGUCUGAGAAUUGGGACCUUUUCACCAUGGCACUACAUCUCUUCUGCACAGACUUCCAGAGGAGCAGUCCUUACGGUCGCUAUGUGGUGGCCUAUUUCAGCGAACUCAGUGACGUUGGAGAUAUCCCUUCUCCAUUUGAAAUGUGCUCUCAGUGCGUUCUGACUGAAAACUUACAAGAUCUCUUAUUCCGCAUUCAGAGAAUAGAGCGCCAUCAGCCCAAUGUACAGUAUAAUGUUGACGUAGAGGGAACAAGCUACCGGCAUCUGGUGAAGGCCGUUGAGCGGUGCCGGACUUGGCAGGAAACUCAUUCGGAUUCCCCAGUGGAAGUCAAAGAAGAUGAGUCUGUAGAGGAGCAAAAGGAAGUUGAAGAGGAGGAUAGACCUGAGCUCACUCGUAGAAACUACCCUCAGAUCCGCCAACCCGAGGCUUCAGUCUCUAAGAUGAAUCCAAUAGUCAUUGAGCCAGAUCCAAUUAGAUCACUUAACCCUUCUCUCGCCAAUGGACCGUCGAGUUUUUGUGUGGUGCCGCUCCUCAGUGUGGAACAUUCAGCGGUAAACAUCCAACAGCCGUCUCUUAAUACAGAAUACAGAGCCUCCUAUAGGCAGCAGCCAUUCCUAACCCAGGUAGACGAGUCUCUCCCAAUUUAUAAUGAACAUUUACAUCAGAUAGACCUGUCUAUACCAAGCGACCAAGGCGUUCAGUCAGAGGAGUUAAGGGAAGCCCAAAUAAGGUUAUUCUCCCAAAGCAUCUUGGGAGAUCAACAUAUAAACCCUGACAUGGCCAUCUAUGAUGCUGAUGCAUCACCCAGUUCAGAAGAUCCAAAUGUGGCUCAAUUGGUUGGACUAAAAGAGCCUCUUCUGGUGGUCAGUGACCAGUCUGUACCAAGUGACCAAGGUGCCCGGCCUGUGGACUUGAUUGAAGCCCAGAAGCUGCUUUUCUACCAGAGCAGUUUAGAAGAUGGAACCACCAGCGCGGUCUUUGAUGACGAGUCUUUAUAUGGCUCAGCCUAUUGUUUGGGUGAGGAAGAUGAAUCUGUCUAUGAACCUAUGGGUCUAUCUAUACCUCAUGGCCAAGACAUCCGGCCUGAGGACUUGGUGGAAGUUCAGAAAAAGUUUUUCUUGCAGACCUUUUUAGAUGAUCAGAACUUACCACCUGACCUGUUCUUUGAUGCCGAGUCACCAAAUUGUCCUUUGAUGAUGAAUGCCGACAUACCUCAGCUAACAUUCAGUGAACCGGGACUUCAGAUUGAGACCUCAAGACCCAAUGGUCAAGGCUUCCAGCCUGUGGGUCUGAGGGAAGCCCUGAAAAACUGGUUCCCACACAGUAUCCUAGGAGAUCCAAGAAGAACCCCUGAGAUGGAUGCUCUUGCGGAUGAGAUUAACAUCUAUGAGGAUAGUAAUGGCCCAGAGUUGGCAGUCAUGGGUCAGAAAAAUAACAGAAAGUACUACUCAGUGGAUCUGGGAUAUGGAUCCUUGAAACAAUGAUCUGCAAGGGCUACUAGAGGAAUGGAUAAAGAUCUUAUAGAUGUGCCUAAGGGGUACUCCGUCCCUAAACGUCUCAUCCCCUAUCCAAAAGGAUAGUCACUGGGAACCCUGCGAUCUCCAUGCUGGCUCCCUAGCGUUAUGAACGCUGGGUUCGGGCGACUGUGAUCUUGAUGUCAUGCCACACCCCUCCAUUCAUGUCUAUGGGAGGGGGCAUGACAUGAGUGGAGGGGGCGUGGCAUGACCUCACUAUCACAGUCGCCCGAACCCAGCGUUCAGAACAUAAUUUUUAGAAUGCCAGGGAGCCAGCACAGAGAUUACGGGGGUCCCAGUGGCCGGACCCCCACGAUCAGACAUCGCAUCCCCUUUCCUUUGGAUAGGGGAUAAGAUGUCUAGGGACAGAGACCCUCUUUAAAUACGGUGCCAAACACAGGCCAUGUCUUGUCCAUCUCAAACACAAAGCUCUGCAGUGCAGUCACCAAUAUGGUCUACCGUCCAUAUGUGCAGUGAUAAAAUCACAAUGGCAGAACUGUGAAUGCAGCUUUGGCUGUGACUGGAGUACACAAGAUCAGAACGUGGAGUUGAACGCUAUAUAAUGCUAUAACUCAUUUCCCUGUAAUAAGGAACAUCACUGUGAUAACUAAGCGGUGCCCCUUGUGACUGGGCAGAGGUACUGCACCCACCUCUUUAUAUCGGAUGUGCCUUUAUCCUGAAUGAGACAAAUCAAUGUAAAUUUCCUAUUGUAAAAUAAUUAUUUAUUUGAAAUCGAGGAUGUUGUUUGAUAUAUAUUUUUCUAUUUGAUUGGGGAACAAUAAACCCUGCGUCAGGAUGGUUCCUAGCAGAUAACAGUCCAUCACAGAAGCACUCUCUGUUUAUGUUUUGUUGCCUAUAUCAUGCACACUCACCUUCUUCAGUCCUACAGUGCCAUCUGUUUUAUUCCAGCACAGCUGCAUCCAUGUGUUUCAUUUGUGUAACUGGGUCAUGUGAUUGCUAGUCUAACCCACAGAAAAUGACAGUGCUUAAUGUGUCAGAGGAAUUGGUCUGUCCUGGGUCAGCUGACUUCCUGUGAACUACAGAAUGACCUAAUCAGAUCGCUUCUAAUAGCUCCCAGACUCCUCCCCUCCUGCUCUAUCUGUAUACUGCUGCUAUCACUAUGGGA